Messenger RNA from Leptidea sinapis, 7283 nucleotides. Its product is annotated as cilia- and flagella-associated protein 410. NCBI's taxonomy places the organism in Eukaryota, Metazoa, Arthropoda, Insecta, Lepidoptera, Pieridae. The transcript is spliced from 12 exons. Gene Ontology annotation, molecular function: protein binding. Gene Ontology annotation, biological process: cytoskeleton organization. The record is from RefSeq and is a predicted model, not a curated record. Bases 175 to 1287 code for a protein of 370 amino acids.
AUUAUUUCCAUUUUCCAUGGCAUACUCCCACGGUCGAGCAUGGAUUAGUAUUACUCACUCAGUUUUUCUAUGAAUGUCCCGAGUGAUUGUUGUGGAUUUGUGUUGAAAAUGUACGGCUUGAGUGAUUUAUCGGUUUAACAGUUUUGUACCUUGGAUCUGUGUUGUGACUGAAAAAUGGCUCGGUUAACAGAGGAAAUGGUGAUUGCAAGAACUAAACAGUCAGAAUUAUCUGUUAUAAAGAACCUUAAUUGCUGGGGCGCCGAGUUGGGUGACGUGAGCCUGCUGCGACAGAUGCCCAACGUGGAGGUGCUCGCCUUCAGCAUCAACAAGUUGCGCGGGCUGGAGGUGUUCGCGUCAUGCCGGCGGCUGCGAGAGCUGUACGUGCGCAAGAACGAGAUCCGCGACCUGGCCGAGAUCAGACACCUGAAGCAUCUGCCCGACCUCACCAGCCUGUGGCUCGACGAGAACCCAUGCUCGCGACACCCUGAAUACAGACUGACCGUGCUGCGGAACCUGCCCCACCUGGAGAAGCUGGACAACAUCUCGGUGCAGCCGGACGAGGUGCAGGAGGCCAUGCGACGCGGCACGCUCAUCUCGGACUCUGACGACGAGGGAUUCCCGCACCAGGAGUCGUACGGCGCCGAGUGCGGCGGCUCACGGUCGUGUGAAUCGAGCCCCGAGCGCGAGCCAGAGCCCGAGCACGAGCCGCGCGGUCGUCUGACGCACCGGCGAUGUACAUCCCCCCCGGCUUGCGAGUGUCCGUCGCCCCCGGCCUGCGUGUCCCCCUCCCCCCCGCCGUCGCCGGUACAGUACCGCGAGCGGGCCGGCUACGACCGUGACCACGUGAUGUCGGCGUCACACUACGAGGCUCGGCGGCCGCGCUCUCCCGACGUGCCCUCGCUGCGGCACUCCGUGUCGGCGCACAGCGUUAAGGAGUACUGCACCAUCAGUAACGGUGACUGGCGCAGCAGCGUGGACGCGGAGCCCUCCCGUCCCGCGUACGACGCUCCCUCCGCGGCCCCCGUCGCAGACCGAAGUGAUCGCAGCGACAGAAGUGAGUGUUACAACCGCGGUGACUGGGAGCGGCCGGAACGUGACAUACGUGACGUUCGCGCGCGUGACAUCCCGUCGGCAGUGUGGGGCGCGAGACGCCGCCGACCUGUGGCGCGGAACUCGAACCUGCUAUCCGCCGUAUUGUGCCUGGUUAAGGAACUAGACUACCCCAGCCUGGAGGUCGCCGAGAUGGCCGUCAGGUGUCGGAUGGACGAGCUGGCGGAGGAGCAGUGACCCCGCCCCCGUCGGCCACGCCCCCCGGACACUCUCGAGUGACCGUGACGUGACGUGACGUGACACACCGAGGACGCUUAAUAUUGAUGAUCAGCUCACUUGGAAUGACGUUGUGGUGACGCAUUUACAGAGAUGCUGCUCAGAUGUUAGUGGCGGAGUGAUAUGUGUGUGUGACGUGUCAUAGUGACAGUGACACCCAGGUGCAAUCAAGGUUACCUUACCGAUGAGACUAAUAUAAACUUAGUGUAGGUGUGGUCCCAGCUUUAUUUAUCGCGUGUGAAAAUUAUUACCCGCACAGAGGCGCUAAACGAAUUAAUAAUAUAGGACGCUGGAUUAUGAUAUAAAUACUCAGCACGGGGUCCCAACACACACGCGCCCGCGCCCGCACCGCAUGCGUCGUGUUGUAACGGCUACAGACGUUCCGAGCCACGCUUCAAGUAGUGUAAAAAGUUUUCGAUUGCCCAUAUACAUACAAUUUUGUAUAACAAAUGCGACGAUUUAUACAUUAUUUCCGAGUCCGUAUUCGUUUUAAAACUUUUGUAACUUAAAUUAUAUUUUUACUAGCUGACCCGACAGACGCUUUUCUGUGCAUAAUAAAUAAAAUACUGUGUUUUUUUUAUGAAUUUGUCAAUAAUAUUUCAUAACACCAAGAAUUAUUUUGUAAAAUAUGCUUCCUGUCAAUAACGUUCUAUAUAUUAUGUAUAGAACGUCUCCCUCUUGUUAACUAUAAUGAAAUUGUUUCACAGCAGAACUGUCAAACCGUGCGUCUUUAAAUUCUCUCACAGUAAAUAUGUCCAUACAAAACAAAUAUUGGAUAUAUAAAUAAUUAUGGGUCCGAAAUCGAAAUAAAAACUAUCCUAUAUCUUAAGUUGACCUAAACUGCACUCCAUGAAGUAAUCCCCAUUUAAAUCCGUUCAUUAGAUUAGGAGUCCAUCGCGGAGAAACAACGUGUCACAUAAUUUAUAUAUAUUAUUAAGUUUAAAUUAAACUGUCAGACGCGUCAACCUCAAUUCAGUUUUGAUUAACUAAAUUUGCGUGUAUGCAAGAAAACAUUUCGCACUCAAAUUUAAAAAUGGGCAAACGGCCCUUUUUCAACCGCAAAGCCAAGAUACUACUUUUCCCGCAUGAGUAAUACAAAAUAAAUUUUAAUAUUGUUCAUCAAUUUCAUGCUCGGAAUAAACACUAAUGCUGUAAAGGUGCUUAACGAAUGUCGUUUCUUUCUUUUUGUUAACAUCACAAGUUAAUCUUUCUCUUCUUCUUCCUGUAACUUACCAUUAUUAUUGAUAUUUUUUCAUUAAUUUUGAUGCUUCCUUCACAGUUGCGACUAUGAGAGAACCCGACUGUAUGUAAAGUAAUUGUUGUGAACAUUAGAUGUGAUGUGAUUUGUAAAAUCGUCUCCGUGUUCAAAUAUUUCAGCAAAAUAUGUCCAGGUGAUAGAAGGGUGUGAGGGUUGAUGUACUGACGACAUCUGGUGGCGAAUUUUGAUUGUGAAAAGAUAUGAAGAUGAAUGAAUUAUGUAAAAUAGAUUUUUUAGUGAAUUAUGUAUAGCUAAUAAUUAAAUCUAAACAAUUUGUUAUUUUUAAAGUGAUAUCCCUCGGUUCUGGGAUUAUAAUUGUUUGUACCUAAGCAAAAUUUAUGAAAAAUCCGGGAGAAAUUUUGUUUACAAACUUAAUUUAAUCAAUCAGAAGUGAGGGAUUGCACUUUACAAAUAACAAAUUGUUAAGAUUUGAAAGAGGCCUCAAUUCAAUUUCUUAAUAAGCAAUUAUUGGGGUUGAGCAGGUUAUCAACUGUAAAGUAGAUCCUGUAGAUGGAGUCACAACCUGAGAGUUGAACAAGAUAUAACAAGAUUUACGAACCAUGUGUCACUCGAACGGUUGCCUCAGUUGGUAAAAGCGUUCGAGCGGAUCCUGAGAGGUCGUCAGUUUGAGUCCCGCAUCGUUCAAAAUUUUGGUUAAAAUUUAAUUUAAUAAUUUAAUAUCAAACUUGAUCAAAAUUGCAAUGUGAAUCAGGCUUAUUAUUAUUGAAACAAAUUAUAGAAGUAAUUAAACGUUUAGCAAUUAUAAAAUAAGGGUGAGCCACAAAAAAACAGCAUUUAAAUAAUUUGGUCGGCAUAAAAAGAUUUUGUUUGCAAUAAAAAACAUCAGGCAGCAAUCCUUGUUCCGUAAAUAAUUUUGAUAUUAUGGUCAAAAAUUAAAUCAUAAAUAGGCAGUUUACAGUAACAUAACUUUGCAUAAUGAACAUUCAGUCCGCAAAAUAACUACUGGUUAACAAGAUUUCUAAAAAUAUUUUUAAAAAUUGGUAAGAACAGUUAAAACAACGCACGACCCGAGCGUAGCGUGCCGCGGCAGCGGCCGGCGGGUGCCAGAAACGAAUUCUAUGCGUUAAAAUGAACUUUAGGGCUUACCAAUUAUAUUUAACAGGAGCAGCUCAUUGCAACUAAUAUAAUUAAUAUGCUGUACAAAAAUAAUUUCAGCGGUCCAGAAUGACGUAAAUUGCUGAUUGAUUUUGUAAUGUUUGCUGGCUAUGAGUUGCUGAUCAAUUAGCUACUACUGCUCACAAAAUUCGAAUCUUAUGCUUACCAUUUAAAUAACACCCAUUUUUUAUAUUUCUUUGGCUUUGAGUAAAUUUACUUUUAUUGGCUGUUUAUACUAAUGUUAUGUGUGUUAUAAAUUUUACUCUUUAGUAACUUGUUAUUUCUAUAUUGUUAAAUCAUAAAAAUUUGCUGUUUUGUUAACUUCGAUAAUAUUGUACUCAAUAUAGUAUCAUAUUUAGUUUACAGUUGUUUGAGGUCACGUCGUGGCUGUGAAACAUACAUUUUAAAUGUAUUUUAACUUUUAUCGUUUAUUAUUAUUUGUUCUGUGAGGAUGCGACAUAUCAUUUGUAAAUAUUAUUAACGGAAUUGAUUUAAAUUGAACUUUGAUUGUCCGAUGAAAUAUGUUUCCAUUUAUGUUAUCGCUUGAUGCUUAUUUGGACCUCACCGACGAAUAGAACACAAAGAGAUUGAUUGUAUUUUAAGUGUAUUUUUAAUGCUCUGUAAUUUUUUCGGAAUAAUGUACUACAUAAUUUUAGUGCGAGUUAUUACUAAUAUUUAUUUAUCAAUGGAAUAAUGAUAUCAGAUCCAUUUGAAAAUUGAAUCGCCCGUUUUAUCGCUCUAUUGGCUAUAUUUAUAUAAUUAAUAAUAUGUUUAUCAGUUUAUGAAACAUUCCUUAGCACGAAGUGACGCUCAAAUUGUAAGACGUAUUCUGGCGCCAUGAGGGUUAUUGUCCUGGGGGGUAGAGGUAGGGUACUAUCACAUAAUAUGGGGAACAAUUACAGAGGUGUCCAGCUGUAAGCAGUGAAGAAGUUCUAUAUGGCGCUAGAGUUAGCAAGAGGGAAUGGAGUAAAUUGGACUGUUCAUUGUGGAUGCACAGACAUGCGCUGAGAUUAGUAUUUGAAAUGUCUGUUUAAAAUUGAUGAAAUGUUUCACAUUCAUUUAAAUAUUCCUAAUAUGUUAUAUGAUAUAGUGUGGCCAUUAGUGUUGUGCACUUCCUGAGGUACGCGCGGCGAGGUGGGAGGCGAAGAAAAAAGUGCAUGAGUUCACAUGAGAUCGAUACAUGUCGGACAGAUGUUACAAUAUCAGUUAGUCUUUUCUUUUAAAUAAAACACUUUUAAAGGAUUAAAACACGUGUAAUUGUAACGGUUUUACAUUAGGUGUUUGCGUAAAAGUUACAUUUUUAUUUUAGUUAACCCGACAUUUCAAGAUCUUUCCUGAUCUCGUUUUCAGGGGGACUGCAGAUGAAGUGAGUCAAUGAUAGUAUUUGUCAUAGUUGUCAUUAUGAAGUUAAGCGCCAUAAAACGUGCUUCAGUUAAUACUAUUUUCAAGCCACACAAGAAGAUCCAGCAAUUCUUGAGACCAGUUAAGUGUAAUAUUCCACUGCAAGAUGCAGAUGUCUAUAAACUGGACUGCGACUGUGGCCUGUCUUAUAUUGGGCAAACCAAACGUAAUAUCUCAAGCCGACUUAAAGAACACAUUGCGGAUAUCAAACACAGACGUCACUCUAAGUCAGCUGUAUGUGAACACAUGACAGACCGUCCUAACCACUACAUCCGGUUCGACCAAAAGUUUUGGUAAAAGAGAAUAGAUUUCUCCCAAGACUGGUACGUGAAGCCAUCGAAAUUAAAAAACACCCAAAUUUCAAUAGAGAAGAUGGUCUAAAAUUAUCUAACACCUGGGAUCCAAUAAUCUCUAAAUUAAAACUCAUAACUACACAUACCAAAAAAGAAGAGGACACUGUCAGUAAAUUUUGCCUAAAUCAUCUGUCUACAGCAAAUACCACCUCUGAGGAAAUAAAUGGCGCUAAACUUCAUAAUGACAACUAUGACAAAUACUAUCUUUGACUCACUUCAUCUGCAGUCCCCCUGAAAACGAGAUCUGGAAAGGUCUUGAAACGUCGGGUUAACUAAAAUAAAAAUGUAACUUUUACGCAAACACCUAAUGUAAAUCCGUUACAAUUACACGUGUUUUAAUCCUUUAUAAGUGUUUUAUUUAAAUGCGUAACACUCGCGUUAAUGAAAGAAAAUACUAGUCUUUUCUUACGUCAUCAUCUUCAUUUUCCACUUCGCCACCGGAACUUGAAUCAGAGUCUUGCAAAUUUAUGCUGAAUGAAUCGAUAACAUUAUCGAACUCCAAUACUACUAUCGCGACUCCAGAAAUCAUUUUCAUUUUUCUGGACAUCGUCGCAUCUCUUGCCAUUUUUCCGCCGUGAAUUCCGAAAACAAUUUAUCCAAUAAGAUUCUCGUUUCGUCUAGAGAAGAAUUAAUAUAGUUUUGGGCUAUGUUGUUUGAAAUAUCAGCCCAGAUAUAUCAAUUGGAUUUAAAUCUGGAUUGUACGGAGGUAAACGCAGAACAGUGUGUCCACUGGCUUUCAGGAGUUCGUCAAAUCUAUACACGGGUUCUUUUGGUGUAAUUUUUAAUAAGAAGUAGCAGUUGAACCUUUGUCAUGGUUCCUGAAAAUUCUACAUUAUUUCGUAGCAACCAGUUAUGCAUUUCAAUUUUGAUACUUGAUAUAGUUGGUUUCUUCUCAACCUGAACGCUGUGGUAAGACGCGUUGUCCAUUACAAGCACAGAAUUCGACAGCAACUUAUAACUUUUCAUCUACCCACUUAUAAAAAGUAGAUCCACUCAUAUCUCCAUGACCGACUAAGCCAUUCGACACCUAGCGUGGAGAAUUACCAAUCGCCGUCCUUUCCCAAUAUCAGCAUGAAUUCCGGGUUAUGACGAUGAUUGCCAAAAUUUGCUGGCAUGGUGACUGGCGUUGAUGUAUGUUUCAUCAAGAAAAUAUAUGUUGCGGUUUUGCGUUCUGUAAAAUCUGAUUUGUGUAAGAUAUUUUUUCCGCCACACUGUAAUAUUAGGCUGCUCUAUAAGGAGAUGUCUCUUUGAUUUGCAAUUUUUGAAACGGUAGCCCAUUUUGUGUAAAAGCUGUUUUAAAUAUUUCCGUCCACAAUUCAAUAUGCCAUGCUAUCAUUAAAAAUGACAGUCUUCAUAUCACGAGAUAACGCACGACCCAUCUUUCAAUAUUUAUCGCAUGUGCGUCUGACAUAAACAGUCCGACACAGAUAACACUACCUGCCGCCCGUUCGUGACGGCGCUGACAUAGAGCAGAAGCCGAUACUCCUCCCCGUCUCGCCGCGCGCAUACAUCAGGGACAGAGAGUGCACAGCUCUAAUAGCCACACUAUAGUUGGACUUCGAAGUAAAAUUCACCCACUUGCUACUGCAGCGCCGCCCGUGAUUUAACAAAUCUUAACAAUAUAGACACAGAGAUAUGGUUCUCCUUAGUUUUCCCCUUUCUACUUUGUCUUAAAAUAUCAAAUUGUUUUUGAUAUUUUGCGAUGCGACAUUAACAAUGACGGUUGCCAUCACACGCUCGUAUAUGUUUGAUAAUGCUGUAGGUAGCUGUAGUAUAACAAAUUGCAAUAAUUGUAUGAAUGUAUGAUAAUAACAAAGACUUGCCUGAGA